UUCAAGUGUUUAGUUGUAAGGUGGCCGUAGAAGUGUGAAUACCAAACGGAAUCACAGUUACAACAAUAAAUUUUUUAGAAGAAGAAAUAAGAUUUUAACCAAUAUCUUGUGCUUUUUAUUUAUGUUUAUUGUACGAAACUGAUGUUAUUUUCAUUAACGGCGCCUUAUUUAAAAUUUAUUUAUUUUUUUGAGAAAAGUGUUUUCUUUAUUUUUGCAAUUAAGUGAAUUUUUUUUGCGACAAAAAGUGUCUUGUUUCAAAUUAGUGUUUUGUGUGGAUUUUAUCUUCACAAUUAAUAGAAUUCUUAAAAGCACUUAGUUUUUUGAGAAAAAAGUGAAUUUAUAAUAUGUUUUUUAUCGCAAUUUUUUUGUGGUGAAACAUUAUUAAAUUUUUAAAAAUCAAACAACAUUAACAAUUUUUAUUUAUAUCGGAAGUGUUCCAAUUAUUUUUCGACAAUCAAAGGAUUAUUUUUGUGAUUACUUCCAACUUUAUCUAACAAAGACAUUUACGGUGGUUAGGAUCAAUUGGUAUGAAACUAUUGCCUGCAUUACCACCCGUAUUUGCGGGCAAUCAACUGCCAUUACAACCAUCCACAAUGGACUUAAAACCGCAAACAACAUGGCCGCUAACAUUUAAUCCAUCGGAAUUAUUAUGGCGGUAUCCAAUUGGAUUACCAUCAUCACCACUGAUGGAUUUCAAAACACAUUUACCAAAUAAUUUAGCAACAGAUCCACGAAUAUGGUCACGUGAUGAUGUAGUCUCAUUCUUACGUUGGUGUGAACGAGAAUUCGAUUUACAACCAUUCGAUAUGGAAAUGUUUCAAAUGAACGGUAAAGCCAUGUGUUUGUUGACACGAAACGAUUUAGCGGAACGAUGUCCUGGUGCUGGAGAUGUUUUACAUAAUGUAUUACAAUUAUUAGUACGUGAUGCCUCGUUGUUACAACGGUGUUUACCUUCAAGUCCUGUGACACCAACUUCAAGACACGCAUAUCCAUUAUCACCGCAUUCACAUCCUCCUACACCAAAUUGGAAUAUCUUGUCACAAGGUGCGACGGCGGAUCACUUUCAAAAUGCAGCUCAUGCAGCAAGUUUAGCACAUUUUAUUAAUCAAGGUAAUUCAGUAACGUUGAGUCCUGCACCAUCGGUGGAUAGCCAAUCGGGAAGUCCACAACAUGCAGACAACAAUAGCAAUCCACCACAAUUACCACCAAUUUUUGUACCAAAAACUGAAUGGACCUACAAUGGUAAUGGAAGCAAUCAUUCGGAUUCCGAUGAAGAUAGUUACCAUGAAAAUAGUCCACAAAAUGGUCAUCAUACAGAAAGUCCACCAAAUACACCAAAUUUAUUAGCACCACCACCAUUACGCAGUCCUAAAAAGGAGGCGCUAACUCCAUCGUCAUUCAGACCAGCACCAACAGCUGCACGGGAAUUUUUCCCAAGUGAUGCACCACCUGAACCAAAUACAAAUGGCCGAUUAUUAUGGGACUUUUUACAACAAUUGUUAAAUGAUCCAUCACAGCGUUACACGAAUUAUAUUACAUGGAAGAAUCGUGAAACGGGUGUAUUUAAAAUUGCUGAUCCAGCCGGUUUAGCGAAAUUAUGGGGCAUCCAAAAGAAUCAUCUUUCAAUGAAUUAUGAUAAAAUGUCACGAGCUUUACGUUAUUAUUAUCGUGUAAAUAUUUUAAGAAAAGUUCAAGGCGAACGUCAUUGCUACCAAUUUUUAAGAAAUCCAUCAGAAUUAAAAAACAUCAAAAACAUCUCAUUAUUACGCCAACAAAUGUCACCCACCCAACAACAACAAAAUCAACAAUCGGUUCAUCAACAAAAUCAACAAGCAGCUACACAAAAUGGUUCAAUGAUGUUAAUAAAAAAUGAACAACAAAAUUUAAAAAAUAUCACAGCAUUACGUCAACAAAUGUCACCAAAUAACCAUCAACAAUCAAUUGCCAUUACAAAUCAAUUAAAUUCAACAAAUAGUGCAAUAUUAAAUAGUAAAACAAAUGAACAGAAACAAACUGAAUUAAAAAAUUUAUCAUUAAUGCGACCAUCAUUAGUACAAAAUAAUUCACAAGUGACAAUGUCCUUAAAAACAUCACCAGAAAUUACAAUUAAAAUGGAAGAACAUCAUCACUCCCCACCAUUAAGUCAUCACCAUCAAAUGGACACAUCAUCAUCAUCGUCUACGUCGUCAACAUCAAAUCAAAGGCAUAAAGUGAAUACCCCGAUGGACGAUGAAGAUAUGCCGACCGAUUUGAGUAUGAUCCAUCCUACCGACUUAAGUAGUAAAUCCGAUAAACAUCGAAUUAGUGUUUUAUGUGCAUCUGAAAUAAACCGGGACUCCACAGCGUAUUCAAACAAAAUGGCAGUUAGUGAUAAAUAAUUUAGACUCGAAACAAUUUUGUGUCAUAGACUGGCUUUUUAGCCCCAAAGUGUGUAUUUUGAACAAUUAUAAUAUAGACAAAAAAAAAACAUUGCACUAAUUAUUAUAAACAAUUUUUAAAGAGU
Molecule: messenger RNA, 2503 nt
Organism: Chrysoperla carnea
Lineage: Eukaryota; Metazoa; Arthropoda; Insecta; Neuroptera; Chrysopidae
Gene: aop
Product: ets DNA-binding protein pokkuri
Exons: 4
Coding region: 528-2378 (616 amino acids)
Biological process (GO): cell differentiation; regulation of transcription by RNA polymerase II
Cellular component (GO): nucleus
Molecular function (GO): DNA-binding transcription factor activity, RNA polymerase II-specific; sequence-specific DNA binding
Source: RefSeq, a predicted model, not a curated record